Molecule: messenger RNA, 1469 nt
Organism: Ziziphus jujuba (common jujube)
Lineage: Eukaryota; Viridiplantae; Streptophyta; Magnoliopsida; Rosales; Rhamnaceae
Product: serine/arginine-rich splicing factor RS2Z33-like
Exons: 7
Coding region: 394-1197 (267 amino acids)
Biological process (GO): mRNA splicing, via spliceosome
Cellular component (GO): nuclear speck
Molecular function (GO): zinc ion binding; mRNA binding
Source: RefSeq, a predicted model, not a curated record
UGGAAUAUUACAGUUUUGAUUGAAAAUGCCUCGUUAUGAUGAUCGAUAUGGUAGCACACGCCUCUAUGUUGGUCGGAUAUCCUCAAGGACACGCUCACGUGAUUUGAAACGUCUUUUUAGCAGAUAUGGAAGGUUUCUGGGGUUUGGCCUAACCUGGAGGUCUUUGAUGGGAGGGUGGCCUUUGGUGGAAUUGGUGGAAAUUCUUGCCGAGUGUAUAGGAGACUUUGGCGAUUCUUUCUGUAAUGUUAUUGCGUGUUUUUAUGCAAUUGGCAACAAUCUCAAACUGGUGUUUAGUUCGUCUGUGAUGGCCAAAGUAUCAUACUCUUGCAGUAGUUAAGUAAUGAUAGCCUUACUGUUUCUGGCAACCAUUUCCGCAGAGUACGGGAUGUGGACAUGAAGCGUGAUUUCGCCUUUGUUGAAUUUAGUGAUCCUCGAGAUGCUGAUGAUGCAAGGUAUAGCUUAGAUGGUCGAGAUUUCGAUGGGAGCCGCAUCAUUGUGGAAUUUGCUAAGGGGGGGCCACGUGGUUCUCGUGAGUAUUUAGGUAGAGGGCCCCCUCCUGGAUCUGGUCGUUGCUUUAACUGCGGCAUUGAUGGGCAUUGGGCUCGAGAUUGCAAGGCUGGAGAUUGGAAGAACAAGUGUUAUCGCUGUGGAGAGAGAGGCCAUAUAGAGAGACAGUGCAAAAAUAGCCCAAAGGAUCUAAUAAGGAAAAGGAGUUAUUCACUUUCACCAACUCCUCCCCGCCGUGGUAGAAGCCGCAGUCGAAGUUAUAGCAGAGGCCGCAGCUACAGCCGAUCAAGAUCCCCUGCAAGAAGAGGGCGAAGCGUUGAUCGUGAUGAUGGAUCACUGAGCCCUACUUAUAGGAGACCGAGGCCUAGGGAUAGUCCAAUUACCUCUAAGACUAGGAAACGCAGCCCAACUCCUGAUGAAGGUGGCCCUCUGGAGAGAGAUAGCCGUUCUCCAAUGAAUGGUAGAUUGGCCACCCGGCAAGAUGGGUCUGAUUAUAGUGGAAGCACGAGGGAUAGGAGCAGAAGCCCCAUGAGUCCUGAAAGAGAUGGUUCUGUUGGUAGGAGGUAUGCAAGUCCCAAUGAAGCUAAUGGUCGCAACCGGAGUCCCAGUGGCAGUCCUAGAGAUGAUAGGAGCCCUGUUGAUGUUGAUGAUGAUGACCGCUACUCUCCAAGGGGCAGUGAGUCUGCUUGAUAAUGGUUCUGUUUAAUAAGAGUUUGUUCUCUUUGCACAUAAAUGGCAUAUCUAGGCAAUCCAUUUACGAUCUACUUUAGGGAAGCUUUUGUAACUAAAAUUAAGGGAGCUACAUGAAUCUUGAUUUGGGAUGCUGUGUGUGUGGGAUUUAUUCUAUUAUAAGUGUGCUACAUUUUUUUAGCUUUGGGUAUGGAUAAUAAUUAUUAUUUGGAAACACUAGAGAAUAAUGUUUUGUGGUUGGUUAAAUAGCGGUACUCCGAGAAGUCACAUUA